UGAAGCGAAAGCAGAAGCAUGGCGGCCUUCUGUGGUGAUUUCGAACUUUGGCUGUCCGAUAAAUUACGGGCAUUAAAUAUAGACCCCGACGUAUUUGGAAGUUACAUUACUGGCAUUUUGGAAGGAAAUGAAACGGAAGAAGAAAAAUCAGAGGCACUGCAGGGCAUCCUGACAGAAGUCUGCGAAGAAGGCAUAGGGGAAAUUGGAGAAGAAAUUUUCAGCAAGUGGUCGGCACUGAACAAGGACGUUGAAGCGAACGGCGACCAGAAACAUGAAAAAUGUAGCGUAGAAGCACAGUUGGUGAGCAUAAUGGAAGAACAGGCAAAGUCAGUUGUUUCUGAGAAAGUUCUAAGUCCCGAAGAAGUCAAGCUCAGACAAGCCAUUCUUGCACAGUAUGCAGAGGUUUCUGACGGAGAAGAGGAUGAGUUUGCACCAGAUAUUAAACCAGCAGUUGCUGUUGCCGCAACAUCAGUGACUGGGGUCAGCAUCCCCAAAGAUAAACAUGCCUCAAAAUCUCUGGAACGCAACACAAACGCCGAAACAGUUUUGCAAGCCGAAAAGGAGAAGAGAGACAAGAACAAGCAGGACCACGAGCGUAAGAAGGCUCAGGAUAAAGUAAACAGAGAGAAACAGAAACAGCAACAACAAGAGCGCAAGGACCGUGAGAAGAAACGUACCCAGAAAGGAGAACGCCGCCGGUAGCAAGCCGACCAAUGUACUCGUUGCCCCUCCCUUCACCCAAGCUGUACCCUGCUUAUGCUCAAUUCGAGGAGGACGGCGCCACCUAUCGUUCGGUGCUCCGAGGAAGUCCGAUAACAACUGCGGAAGUGCCGGGCACGUGGCUGGUGCUCCGCAGUUGUCAUUGGCCCCCCCCUUGUCGAGGAAUGGUUGUGAUUGAAAUUGCAGAAAGGAUUGCAGUUGGACUGAGUCACGCGUCUCCUGUUCAGAUGAGUGAAUGAUCUGUUGUCAGGUGCGAGGGAGCGUCAAGAACUUGGGCAUUCGAAACUAUAAACAUAUGGUGCGCUUGUGAAUAGGAGAAGUCUGUCAAUCGUGUGUGGAAGUAGAACUGAUUCUAAAGGUGUUUGAAAGAAAUGAAAAUGCAUUCGUUACGUAUUCGAAAUUUUGCCGACCCCAUAUGUCGAUGGUUUCAAUGUAUGAGUGUAGUCUAGAAAAAGUGUACCAAUUUGUAUUAUUACGCGGGCUGCAUAUUUUUGAGCAGCGGUGAUACGAGAGUCGUGUAUUGCACUAACGAAUAAUGAAUACUCAGUCCCAGAAAGGUGCUUGCAUAGUGGGCAUUGUAUCGUAGGAGUUGGUGGCAAGUGAGAAGAGAUAUCACCCAGUACCUUUUAGUGGAUGUUCCUUUUUGUUUUCAUCUCGUAGCGCUGUGGUACAAAAACUGAGCAUAUAUGGCACACCUGUUGCUGUGCGAUACAGUGAGGAAUAAUAUUCUACAACACUACAUAAAACCAGUCUCUUUCCUUUAUGCAGGUUAUUGAUAUGAAGCGUCCACUAUUUAUGAAUGUUAUGUAACUACUAGAGCAAUCGAUGAAAUAUCUCCUUUACUUUAUGCAAACUUAUCAUGUUGCAACACGAUACGCAUUUACGGAGGAAAAUACGGGACACUUUCCGAGUCGUAAAACGUAUUUUUACAGUGUGUCAUCGACUUUGACUAUAAUUGAUCAAAAUGCUUUAUGAUACCCUUACGCUCAUUCUCAUACAUGGCCGUACUAAAAAUGUUUGUUCAACAGUUUUCCGGUGUAUUUGUCCUGUAUCCAGUUUUGGACACCUUACCUCUUGAAGGGUCUUUUUGUGUAUGCCAGUGAGACUCGCAGACGCAAAACAGUGUUGUUCACUUUCUUUUGUUUUACUUCUCUGUCGGUCGAAAAAUAAAAGUGUGUCCCAAGCGCGUCACUAGAGAAGGACACCGAGUCUUGGCAAGACAAGCCUGCUGUAGUCUGUUGUCUCGAGAGUUUUGUAUUCUGCGGACACUUCACCGAGUUGAGCGAGGGCAUCACCGAAAUGAGUUUCUUCCAUGCCAGCUACCUUGAGGAAGUGGUGUAAAUGGGCCUGCAAAAACAAACGUGUAUUCUGUAACGCCGUUUGAAGCUUGGUUCCCCUUGUAACCUCCUAGUAGUCCCGCAUGAAAACACUGGCCCUGUGUUGGUCCGGGCUUUAAAACAAUGCUGCUCGCACUAUUUUCUAUCGAUGUCCCUACCGAUGUGGCUAACGAGAGAGCCAGUAUUAGCCUCGGCUCCGUCGUUACUUUUCAAAUACCCCAUGGUUGAUAACGAGUGUGGUGCGAUACAUUCUUGUUUCCCCCCAAACACUGACACCGUUGACAUGUAGGACCCGGAUAGAGAGGUGGUUUACCUUCCUGGUGUAGAGUUUGGCAGCAUCAGUCCUCAGACGGUCCAUUGUGUGGCGGAUGCAGGUGGCGUUAGCCAGCAUGAGGAGAGAAUGUGGCUGUGCGCCUAUAGGGGGCACAGAACACAGCCCAGUCUUCCAGCCGUCUUGAUUCCAGUGCACAAAGCGUAGUUCAGAGCGAAUCCUACAAAAUAAUUCAGCGUGCAUCAUUGAGGCAGUAGUAGCGGCCUUUUUUUUUCAACAAGCACGACUUAAAUCUGUCUAAAUUUUCAGCAAAAGCGGUUUAGGUUGGUCAGGCAUCGCGUGCUAUUAGUAUGACGCGAUAUUCAACUACAGAUGCGUAUUAAUUACUAGGUUGAAGUGUGAUGAUAUAUGUCGUACUCAUCAUUGUGUACCGUGCAUCACUGUGAUGAUUUGAGCAGAAAAAAAUAUUGUGUUGCUUGAGUGAAAAGUGUUAAUGUUCCUGAUGUGCAUCACAUAGCAUAAAACAGAAUAAAUCGAUUACAGGAACAA
Ornithodoros turicata is the source of this 2877-nucleotide messenger RNA. RefSeq names its product coiled-coil domain-containing protein 43-like. The coding region runs from base 19 to 702 and encodes 227 amino acids. The record is from RefSeq and is a predicted model, not a curated record. The transcript has 5 exons. Lineage: Eukaryota; Metazoa; Arthropoda; Arachnida; Ixodida; Argasidae.